Vigna umbellata (rice bean) is the source of this 2650-nucleotide messenger RNA. Its product is annotated as Subtilisin-like serine endopeptidase family protein. Gene Ontology annotation, molecular function: serine-type endopeptidase activity. Gene Ontology annotation, biological process: proteolysis. The record is from RefSeq and is a predicted model, not a curated record. Lineage: Eukaryota; Viridiplantae; Streptophyta; Magnoliopsida; Fabales; Fabaceae.
ACGGUUGAAUACAUUGAUUCAUUCAUGACUAAGAUCCAAAAUCCAAGCCACCAAAUACUGAUUCCUUCACACUCUUUCGCUCCCUUCACAUCUGCACUUAUAAUGACACUUUUUUCGCAUUCCUGCAUAAUCUACACUCCUUAAUAACAAAUUAUCACUAUAUAAACUCUUCCUUUCUUCCUCAUACAAUCCAAUAUACCUUUUUCUUUUUCAAAUUAGACUGUUCCUUGGAAAAUGAAUAAUGCAAUAAACAUGUUACAAAAUUUGCUACUGUCACUACUGCUACUAUUACCCUUUUUCUGUCCUUUGCCCGUUCAAGGAUUUAAUCAACAUGAAAGAAAGCCAUAUAUUGUAUACAUGGGAAAUCUACCAGCGGAUACAAACUAUGCAGUGAAAGCCCACCACCACAACUUGCUAGAGACUGCGAUGGGAAACGAGCAGUUAGCCAGAACGUCCAAAAUACAUAGUUAUGGAAAGAGCUUCAACGGAUUUGUUGCACGACUUCUGCCACACGAAGCAGAGAGACUCCAAGAGGAGGAGAGUGUGGUUUCUGUGUUUCCAAAUACAGUUCGUCAACCACACACGACAAGGUCGUGGGAUUUCCUGGGAAUGCCCUUAAACGUGAAGAGAAAUUCCAUGAUAGAAAGUCAUAUUAUUGUGGGGGUGUUGGAUACAGGCAUUUCGAUUGAUAGCCCCAGUUUCGACGAUACGGGGUAUGGACCUCCCCCACGUAGAUGGAAAGGCAAAUGUGUAACUGGAGCAAACUUUACCGGCUGUAACAACAAGGUGAUCGGAGCCACCUACUUCAAUCUGGCCCAGAGCAACUCAAGCUACGACAGCGUGAGUCCGGCGGACGACCAGGGUCACGGCACUCACACGUCGUCGAUCGUGGCGGGCUCGGUGGUGGAGGGGGCGAGUCUGUUCGGCAUUGGCACAGGCACGGCGAGGGGUGGCGUCCCAUCAGCCCGUCUGGCUAUGUACAAAGUUUGCUGGACCGCAGGCUGCAGCGACAUGGACAUGCUCGCGGGCUUCGACCAGGCCAUUGCGGACGGCGUCAACUUCAUCUCCGUUUCCAUCGGAGGCCCCGCACAUAACUUCCUCAGGGACCCAAUUGCCAUCGGAGCAUUCCAUGCUAUGAGCAAAGGGAUUCUCACUUCUUGCUCCGCCGGCAACAAUGGCCCUCGCUACAUGUCCGUCGAGAAUGUCGCGCCCUGGAUUUUGACGGUAGCUGCUUCCUCCACUGAUAGACAGUUCUUUACAGCUGCUGCUUUCGGUGAUGGAAACAACGUCACAGGAAUGUCGAUUAAUACCUUUUCGCCCAAGAAAAAGAUGUAUCCAUUGACCAGUGGGUUCCUUGCUUCUAACGGUACCGACGAUGGCUUUGGCAGUCCUAGGGGUUGUGACUAUGGGACUAUGAGCAAGGAGAAGGUGAAGGGCAGGAUAGUGUACUGUGUCGGGGGAACGGGAACACAGGACUUAACCAUCAAAGAUCUAGAGGGAGAAGGAACUAUCGUAGUCGUUGACGACGUAAUAGACGCCUCCUUCUCCACUGUUAUUCCAGCUACCUUUGUUGAAGCCAAUGCUGUGGACGAAACCAUUGAUCUCUACAUCAAUUCCACAAAGAAUCCUGUAGCCGUUAUUUACAAGACAACAUCUAAACAAGUCCCUGCUCCAAUGGUUGUUUCUUUUUCAUCAAGAGGUCCUCAAACGAUCACCCCAAAUAUCUUCAAGCCUGACUUGACUGCUCCGGGAGUGGACAUACUAGCUGCUUAUUCCAAACUGGAAUCAAUAACAGGGUACCGUGAAGACAAUCGUUUUGCUGUUUUUAAUAUAUUAUCAGGAACAUCUAUGUCGUGUCCACAUGUCGCUGCAACAACUGCGUAUGUCAAAUCCUUCCACCCUGACUGGAGUCCUGCUGCAAUUAAAUCUGCUCUAAUGACCACUGCCACUCCCGUCACGAUCGGUGACAACUUCACGGUACUGGGAUCUGGAUCAGGACAGAUUAAUCCUGUGAAAGCAUUACAUCCUGGUCUGGUCUACGACAUCGGAGUGCAAUCCUAUGUCUCCUUCCUUUGUAAGGAAGGCUUCAACAAAACCAACAUUGGUAUACUACUUGGCAUGAAAAAUUUCAAUUGCUCAAGCAUUAAGAUUGAGCCAGGAACGGACGGGAUCAACUACCCCAGCAUACAUAUCCAACUUGCCACUCCCCUUGAUAGAAUUUCUGGAGUUUUCUAUCGGACUGUUACUAAUGUAGGAUUUGGAAAUUCAACUUACAAGGCUAAAGUUACAGCCCCUGAAGGUCUUUCAGUGAAGGUCAUCCCAGAUACAUUGCGUUUUAUCCAAUUGCACCAAAAACUGUCAUUUAAGGUUGUUCUGAAGGGCCCCCCAAUGUCCUUGGACACGUAUCUAAAAUCUGCAUCACUUGAAUGGGACGACUCUAGACACACUGUCAGAAGUCCGAUAAUUGUCUAUAAACCAAUGUCAUUCUAUUGAAUGUAUUGAACCGUAGUGGACAGUAGCAUAAUCUAGAAAAUUGGCUGCGUGAGUUUUUUGGAUUCAAGGAAAAAGAAAAUGAGAAAUUUAUUUAACAAAAAAAGAUAGUUGAGGAAUUCUCUAUUUUUUCCCUCAUUUUUAUACAUCUUAGUUAUUU